AGUGGCUGUGGCGCAGAGAAUAUCAUUCUAUCAUUCUGCCUUGAAUUAAUUAAAGAAAAAAGAAAAAAACGGCUCUCAGACGGGAGCCGGCUCUUAUCGUUAACUUAAAAGAGUCGGCUCUUUGAACCAGCUCGUUCGCUACCGACACAUCACUAGUAACCAUGGCAACUAGAGUUUGCGUAGAGCUGGCUGCUACACAGAGCUGACCGCUUGUUUUUAGGGUGAUUUACUGAACAAAUAGGACUUUUCACAUUCAGUAAUUUGGCCGGUAACGGUACACAGCGUUUCCUGUCGGUUGUGACGACCAUCUGCCAGCUGGAGGAAGCUGUCUCUGAUGUCUGACAAUAAUAGAAGGGGUUCUUUAAAAAGUCAAGGGGAAGGACCUAUAAAGGUGUCUUACAUUUUCCCAAAUGAAGACAGAUAUGAGGGGAAGUGCAGCAGUUGUGCAUCAGGGGUGAUGAUGAGGAGCGGUACCGGUAAACACACCUCAGCAGGUGGCAUCAUAUACACUGGAGAGUGGCUUGAAGACAAAAUGCACGGUAGAGGCACCCUGCAGCAUCCCUCUGGAGCACUAUAUGAAGGAGAAUUCAAAGACAACAUGUACCACGGCACGGGAACAUAUACCUUCCCUGACGGCUCUACUUACAAAGGUCACUUUCACAAUAACAGGUUGGUGGGAGACGGGGCAUUCACAAACACAGAGGGACAGGUUUGGAUGGGGGAGUUCCACGGCAAAGCAGCGCUGGGCCUGAAAUUGCAGCACAAUACUUAGGCAAAACAAGCGUUAUUGUACUGCACUGUAUAAAACACUGAAAAUGAAAAUUAAACUAUAUUUUAAAAAAGACUAAGCUCAAAA
Molecule: messenger RNA, 856 nt
Organism: Sebastes umbrosus (honeycomb rockfish)
Lineage: Eukaryota; Metazoa; Chordata; Actinopteri; Perciformes; Sebastidae
Gene: morn2
Product: MORN repeat containing 2
Exons: 6
Coding region: 335-772 (145 amino acids)
Source: RefSeq, a predicted model, not a curated record